ACUCGUGGUGUAGAGCUGUUGGCACACUGAACUCCAUGUGUGGUGAGAAGUAAGAAGGAAAGAAAAAAAAAAGCAGAAGAGAGUAAGACGAAAAUUUAGAGAAACCCUUGCCAAUCAUCAGCGGCUACAUUGAGAGGAGGACUGACUUAUCUGGCAAGAAACUUGUUCGUCCCUAAGGAUUUGCAUCUUCUCCAUCCUGAUUUCCAGCCAGUGAAGAAGACCAAAAGCUCAUUCCACUCUGCCUUCAAGACUGGAGUAUGCCUUGCCAUCCCUAUCAUCCCUGCUGCUGAAGCAGGUGGCUGCCAUGAUCUCCCACUGCCCUCUGGCCACCCUACUGUCUCUGCCCAUCAGCGCCCAGCUAAACCACUGCCCCGACCUGGAUAGCACCUUACUGCUGGAGGGGGAGGGAGGUGUCACUCUGCAGAGGUACCAGCCUCGCUCCCCAGAGAGCAGCCCUCACCACUGGAGCUCGGUGCAGGACUGGGGGGAGGAAGUUGAGGAAGGAGCUGUCUACAAUGUGACACUGAAGAGGGUUCAGAUUCAACAGGCGGCCAACAAGGGAGCAAGAUGGCUGGGGGCGGAGGGCGAUCGCCUGCCUCCCGGCCACACAGUGAGCCAGCUGGAAACCUGCAAAAUCCGCAGCAUCCGCGCUGGGACUCUGGAGCGCCUGGUGGAGACGUUGCUGACGGCUUUCGGAGACAACGACCUCACCUACACCUCCAUCUUCCUCUCCACCUACAGAGCCUUUGCCAGCACCCAGACUGUCCUGCAGCUGCUGCUGGACAGGUAUGGGAGUGUGGAAGAAAAUCAUCAGGAAGGCACUGAAAGCAGUGAAGCCAUUAGAAACGCCCUGGCUUCUAUCCUGCGUGCCUGGUUGGACCAGUGUCCCGAGGACUUCCAGGAGCCUCCGGACUACCCCUCCCUCCACAGGCUGAUGGAGUACCUGCGCAAAGCUCUGCCGGGUUCAGAGGCUCUCCGACGUGCCGAGGGUUUGCUGGAGCAGCUGCAGGGUCAGGCCAACAUGGACGAAACAGAUGUUGGUUUCCAGGGAAACAGCUCCUUCUGCCUUGGGGAGGAAGAAGAUGUGGAAAUUGAGGUCCAGGAGGACUUCCUGUCAUUUGAGGCUGACCUGGUGGCCGAGCAGCUGACCUACAUGGACGCGCUGUUGUUUAAGAAGGUCGUCCCCCACCACUGCCUGGGCUCCAUCUGGUCCCAGAGGGACAAGAAGGACAACAAGCACAGCGCGCCCACCAUCCGCGCGACCAUCACCCAGUUCAACGCCAUCACCACCUGCGUGGUGAACACGGUGCUGAAGCACAGACAGCUCAGACCGCAUGUCAGGGCCAGGGUCAUCCAGCGCUGGAUAGACAUCGCCCAGGAGUGCAGGAUACGCAAAAACUUCUCAUCCCUGAGAGCGAUUGUGUCGGCACUGCAGUCCAACCCUUUGUACAGAUUGAAGAGAGUAUGGGCCUGUGUUCACAAAGACAGCAUGCAGACAUUUGAGGAGCUCUCAGACAUUUUCUCUGACCACAACAACUACCUGACCAGCAGAGAGCUGCUCAUGAGGGAGGGUACUUCAAAGUUUGCCAGUUUGGAGAGUUGUGCCAAAGAUCACCAAAAGCGCACCCACAAGAGACUGCAGCUGCAGAAGGAAAUGGGCGCGAUGCAAGGGACAAUACCGUACUUGGGGACGUUUCUGACUGAUCUGACCAUGCUGGACACAGCCCUGCCAGACAUUGUGGAGGGGGGCCUGUUCAACUUUGAGAAGAGACGCAGGGAGUUUGAGGUGAUCGCCCAGAUCAAGCUGCUCCAGUCGGCCUGUAACAGCUACUGCCUGACUGCAGACCAGGCCUUCCUCCGCUGGUUUAAGAACCAACCUCAACUCAGUGAGGAGGAGAGCUACGCCUUGUCUUGUGAGAUCGAAGGGCUUGGCGACAGCAGCCCGACUUUACCCAAACCUCGAAAGAGCAUGGUGAAGAGAAUCAGCCUAUUGUUUCUUGGGCCAGACAGCAGCACACCCAGUUCACCAGUCAGAGAGACGCCGCGCUCGCCUCCUGCUGGCAGCUCGGAAGAGAGCAUGGACUCGGUCAGCGUGUCGUCCAACGACUCCAGCAGUCCGUCUGACAACGAGGGGCUCGCCAGUCCGACUCACAACGCCGACUCCAGUCAAAACAAGCUCUCAGAGUCAUCAUCCUGCACCUCGCUGCACUCCAUGGACACCAGCUCAUCGACCACCAGCGGCUCCAUGACUCCCGCCUCGCCCUCGCUGCCUGGGCGUCCCGGCACCCACAGGCGGUGCAUCUCCCUCACGCCCAUGUCCCCCUGCUCCCUGAGCCAGAGCCCGGCGUACAACACCCAAGCCCAGGACGCGUGCAUCAUCAGAGUCAGCCUGGAGCACGGCAACGGCAAUCUGUACAAGAGCAUUCUGCUGACCAGUCAGGACAAGACCCCAGCUGUGAUAGCUAGAGCCAUGGCGAAGCACAACCUGGAGGUGGAGCCAGAGGAAGGAUUUGAGCUGGUGCAGGUCAUCUCUGAGGAGAAAGAGCUGGUGAUUCCUGACAACGCCAACGUCUUUUACGCCAUGAACACCUCAGCCAACUUCGACUUCCUGCUGCGCGCUCGAGGCUCGGCCGGUCGACCCGUGCAGCUGAGGAGCCGCUGCAGCUCCACUCUUCCUCGCGCUCAGCAUCGCUCCAGCCUCUCGGUCAGACUCAGCAAAGUCACGCUGUGACCUCCCUCUGGUCCUCCCUCGGCCUCUUCGCUAAUCCAAGCCACUUUGGAUCGUAGCAGUAGGAGAAUUCAUUAAUAAACUAAGAGCUCUGAGUUAUUUAAUAUGGACCAGAUGCAUCUCAGUGAGCUCUCCGAGACUGUUUUCAAACUCUUCCCAUUUGGGUCUCAUCACAAACUGUGCCAUCAUCACCUUGUCAGCCUUAAUGUGUAACUGUGCAUCUGUGCAACAGUGACCCCAAGUGGCCUCCGACAGAUUUUUGCACAGGCAGGGAGCAGCAGAACUCCCCGACCUCCAACAGUAUUGUGAAAAUGAGUUAUCUGUGUAGAUGAAGCUUUAAUGUUCUUUGAACGGAAAUGAAACAGCAAGUUUCUGGUGUUCAGUCCUGUUUGACUUUGACUGAAUGGACCUUCAACAGUAUUCUGAACCGUAUUAGCUGACUGAAAGAUAUUUAACGUCAGUGUUUUUUCCCCAGUUGGGCAUCUUGAACAGCCCUUGUCUGGCUUGUGCACAGUGUGCACAGUGUAUGUGUGUACAUAUAUAUGUGUAUAUGUUUGUGUGUAUGCGUUCACCCUCCCCUGCCCCAGCUCUUCCCUCUUAUUGUGAGCUGUGUGACGAAUGCUGUGCUGGUGCAUUCUGAUUGGUUCCUGUACUUGGUUUUAUCAAGUCACUGGCAAAUACUGAAAAGGCCUUACAUGCCCUGUCUUCAGGGUGAAGAGGUACAAUUAGUGCUGCUUUCUGAUGCAGAUUUAUGUUUUCGCAUGAAAAAAGGAAAAAAAAGGUGUGAGGACCGAAAAUGAAUUUGGCAUCCUACUGAAAGAGAAAGCAGAUAAAUGUCUCAGACUGAUGCCAGUUGACAGAUGUCAGUGUUAUGUGAAUCUGAAGGAUGAAUGAACCACUCUGUAAGUGGUUUUACUCCCUCUUUACUAAAUGAGUUCAUGUUUUUGCUCGGGUUUUUUAAAAUGUUUUUGUAUUGUUGUUUUUUUUUUUCAUUCAGAAUUGUAUUCACCAAUGUGAGGGUAACAAGAGAUCUUCAACACGAGUGUUAAUGAACUCAAAUUGUUAUAAAAGACCAUCUGUGCCAGAUUUAACUUUGACUAAUUCAGAAGGACACUUUAUUUUAUUAUCCAUCUAUGUCAUAAAAACUCUUCCGAUCUGCAGGCCAGGCCAGUUUUCCCUUCAGACUAAAUCAGAUCAGCAUCGGCAGGCGCCUACAGGGUCGCGGUCAUAAUACGACGCUGACCAGUCUGACCAGUUAUACUCCAGCAGCGCACAGUUGGGACUUGUGUCGCCGUGCCAGACUUUUUCAUGCAACACUUCACUUUGAGAUGUUUUCCGAAAAACCCAUCCUCAUUUCCUGUUCUCCACUGCCAAAGAUUCUUAUUCUACAUGAAUAAAUUAUUGUCAUUAUUA
Molecule: messenger RNA, 4141 nt
Organism: Xiphophorus couchianus (Monterrey platyfish)
Lineage: Eukaryota; Metazoa; Chordata; Actinopteri; Cyprinodontiformes; Poeciliidae
Gene: rgl1
Product: ral guanine nucleotide dissociation stimulator-like 1
Exons: 18
Coding region: 305-2731 (808 amino acids)
Biological process (GO): Ras protein signal transduction
Cellular component (GO): plasma membrane
Molecular function (GO): guanyl-nucleotide exchange factor activity
Source: RefSeq, a predicted model, not a curated record